Protopolystoma xenopodis is the source of this 219-nucleotide messenger RNA. The record is from the annotation of a GenBank genome assembly. NCBI's taxonomy places the organism in Eukaryota, Metazoa, Platyhelminthes, Monogenea, Polystomatidea, Polystomatidae.
AUGGUUAUCUCAUUGACCCGACAGCCCUACGCCUGUCAACUUCGCCGAGUUACCAAGCUCUGCUGGCCUUCAAACUGGAUGGCGUCGACUUCCGACUGCUUCAGCGCCGUUGCUACCUUCCCACUUCUGGGGCGAGUAAAACAAGAUAUUGUGUUGGUGAAGAUGCACUUUUUGUCUGUCCUACUCAAGAGCUCUCGUGAAGGAAGACGCAUCAAUUGA